GGACAGCUCAAUGUCUCGAUGUCGCUAUGCUCCCAGGGCUGGAUGUCAUCAAAACAAGCCUGAGCAGCACAGGCUCAUAGUACAGGCUAACUUUCUUUAUGAUCGCCGCUCCUUCGAACUCCAAGUUUGUUCUAUGGGCUCAAUCUCGAAGAUCGAAUGGGCCCACAGUGAUCACUGUGACGGAGCUGUUUAAAAAUGGACGACUGGAUCAUGAUUGUGGUAGUCAGGGCUAGGCACCUUUUUUCAAACAUAUUAUCACAAGACUCUGCUGUGUGUAUUAGCGCGCGAUCUUAUAUUUAAACAAAUCACACGGGCAUCCGGUCAACAAUCUGACGAUCUCU
This is a messenger RNA of Serpula lacrymans var. lacrymans S7.9, 341 nucleotides long. RefSeq lists its product as uncharacterized. The coding region runs from base 11 to 193 and encodes 60 amino acids. Lineage: Eukaryota; Fungi; Basidiomycota; Agaricomycetes; Boletales; Serpulaceae. The record is from RefSeq and is a predicted model, not a curated record. The transcript has 3 exons.